AAGGAUAUAAAGAGGAUUGUAUGCAUCUGUUCACACUGUCCAUUGGCCAUGCUUUCUCUUAGCAGAGUGUUAAGUGACAUAUCUCCAAGUACACUUAUAGAAACCUUUUUGCUGUACACCAACUCGGCGAUUCAGAAUAAUAUCAUGGGAGUAGAAAGUUGUCUACAGCAAUCUUUUUCUGUGCUAGACAAAUCGAACAGGCAAAAUAAAAUAACGUGUACUCUAAUGCAACUGUCUGUUUUUCGAACAUUAAAAUUUGAUAUCGAGGCUGCAAAUUUUGUUUGUGGAAGAAAAAGUGCAGGACAGGCAAACUUGAAAUGCGAGAUCGACUAUCUGAAGCGAUAUCAUUUCCUAGAAUCCAUCGAAAAUUUAUUUCAGCCUGAACCAGUUGGCACAGACAUAAAACAAAAGGCAUCUUCAUCAAAAUGUUACUAUAUUCAUCCAUUAGUUUAUCAAUUCCUGAAAUCAAAGGCGAUACAAUAUCAAAACCUUGUUAAUAAAGCAAGGAAAAGAUAUGUCGAAUAUGUACAUAAGACUAUCUCAAAAACCGCAAAAAUGACUUCUGCUGAAUCGCUGAAGACUAUUGCCAAAUACGAACCUCAUUUUGAAACUUUCUAUGAAUAUGUAAUGCAUUUGCAUACAAACCCUAGACCUACGUUUACCGAUCUCCCCAGUGCAUUAAGUGUUAUAAAUACUGAAUGGUUAACGGAUCUGAUUUUGGACACUACUCGGCGAUGUCAGUAUUACAAAAGUAUGAUUUCUGAAGCUAAAAAAUAUGAUCAGGUAUUGGACCUUAUUUAUUAUAAAACUUGUCUGGGAAAACUUUAUUUUGAUAAUGAUAGACUGGAGAGGUGCUACAUCAUUUUGACCGAAAUUGAUUCUAUAAUAAAUAAACAUAAACAACUAUCAAAAGUAGUUAAGUAUGCGAAACAAGAACAAAAGACCAAAGACUACCCCUCUGCAUUGAUUCUAGGUGGAUUCUGGACAAUUAAGGCUCGAUAUCUAAGCAUGCUUGGAAAUUAUGGUGAGGCCAGACAGUGCCUCAAGUGGGCAUUAUAUACAAUAAAGAAAAAGGAAAGGGAUUGUUGGUCACAAAUUGCAAAUAUUUACAAUUUAAUGGGAGUAAUUGCAUUUAAUUCCAAGGAAUAUAAAACUUCAAGAGAUUGCCACUUUCAAGCUUUCGAAUUAGUGGGAAAAGAACAUGAUGAUUUCACCGAUAAAGACAUUUUCCUGACUAACAUAGGAAGUGCAUUCUUCAAGGAGUGGGAUCAAGAUCGACUAAACGAGGAUGCUUUACGAAAAGCAGAGAAUUACUACACCAGGGCUCUCUCUUUAGAUACAGCAAGAGCGGAAAAAAGAGCAAAAAUUCUUAAAAUGAGAGGCAAACUUUACCUUUUACAGGAAAAAUUCGAGGCCUCGGAAAAAGAUUUACAAGAAAGUUUGGAUAUAUGGAAACAAUAUGUACACCCACCCCACAUAAAUCUGAUAUCAUCCUACCAUGGAAUAAGUUUUCUGUUCGUUUCGAAGGCAGCACACUUGUUAAAAUUCGGAGAUCUUUCGGAAAAGGCUGCAGCUUUCCUUGCAAGAGCUUAUGCCAACUACACAGAGAUUAAAAAACAGAUAGAACAAGGAGGAUUUACCAACUGGCAGAAGAACAGAGUCCUUUACGAUGAAAUAAAGAAGAACCAUGAGAGAGUUUUAAAACAACUGAAUAAGGAUGAGAGGGAAGUCGAACAAGUUAAUAGGUUCUAUCGGGAUUUUGAAGCUGGAAAAUUUAACGAGAAAAUACCCUGUAAUCAGAGUUUGGACCUAGACGAUGAAUUUUCUCAGAUGCGAUCAAUGUCUACUAAUCAGAACAUGGAAUCGGAAAAUGACGAUUCUGAUUCGCCAUCAUCUGACUCUGAAACUUCCUCUUCCAAUAUAACAUCCGACGAAGAAAUCUCUAAUACCCAAAGGUAUAAAAACAAAAUACUGAGUUUUGAUGAAAACACAGACUGUAUAGGUGUUGCAACUCCUGACGAGACAAAAAGCGUAAUAGGAACACGAAAGCCAGAAAGCAGUCUUCACAGCGGUUCUAUAGACAGUGGCAUGGGAGAUUCCAUCACGAGUUGCUCCUCUAUGUCAGAUUCUAAUUCGAAACCGAGGCUCUUGUCUAUACCUUCGGGUUCAAUGGAAGAAGAGGUAUUUUCUUCUUGUGAAAAAAGUGCAUUGAACCAUAAAAACUUUCCUUGGAAGAGGAAAUUUUCUGACAGACAAAAUACAUGUACAUUAAAAAGACAAAAAGGUUUUGACGAAGAUUUUCAAUGCAUGGGUCCCAAUAAUGCAUAUUAGAUUGUACUCGUUACAAACCUUCUGAGUGGAAUUUAUCCUAAACUAUCAAACAAUGAGGUUGUUUGGUUUAUUAUAAAGUUAAUUCUUUUUUUUAUCUUGUAUGUGUCGAUUGCAAAUUAUGGAAUAAAUGGAUAAAUGCUGCGUGACCUAUUUUCAAAUGCUACAUACCUGAUCUA
Messenger RNA from Saccostrea echinata, 2507 nucleotides. RefSeq lists its product as uncharacterized. Gene Ontology annotation, molecular function: protein binding. The transcript has 3 exons. Bases 49 to 2331 code for a protein of 760 amino acids. NCBI's taxonomy places the organism in Eukaryota, Metazoa, Mollusca, Bivalvia, Ostreida, Ostreidae. The record is from RefSeq and is a predicted model, not a curated record.